UAACUUUCAAAACAUGUAACUUCGAUUCCUAUCUAUUAGAAAUUGACGAGAGACAUGUCGAGAGCAAGAGUACGAGCUGUUACCCAUCAAGAUCUUGUUCCAAACCCUAAAACCACAGAUCUCAGCAGCAAAACCGGAAUUUUCAUCGCGGUUUUGACUAUAAUCUCUGGCCUCUCCUGCUUUGUUCUCUGCCUCUAUGCCGAAGCAACGAGAUCUCAGGCGACAUGGGGAAGCAAAACGUGCGUGUAUAACGGUAGCGGGAAAACGCCGUUGUUGUGCGGUGCGAUUGCGUUCGUGGGACUAGCGGUGGCGAUGGUGGGCUUGCACAUGUACUUACUUAUCGCAGUUACCUCAUCACCUCCGCUGGUUCUGGUUGAGUGGGAUCCUGACUCUGUUCCUGCGAAGAGGCUCACGUUUCAAGCUGCCUUCUUCUUCGUCUCAACAUGGGUUUGCUUUGGUGUUGGAGAGGUUCUACUGUUGGUUGCACUUAGUGUGGAAUCAGGACAUCUAAAGAACUGGUCUAAGCCAAAACCUACUUGUCUAGUAAUCCGGCAAGGCUUGUUUUCAGCGGCCGGAGUGUUCUCACUUCUAACCGUCUUUCUAGCCACGGGACUUUACCUAACCGCUCUACAAGCACAUAGAAUCUCUAAGGAUCUUCAAAAUACACAUAGAGAAAUCCUCGAGGCAUCAGUUCUUUAUGCAUCUCCUCCAAGAUCUCCGACUAAUCGGAUGGCUACGGUAGCUCGAGAAGGUCCUGCUACGGUUAGAGAUGAGUCGACGUCUUUGGAAUAUCUUGUUUCUUUAAAGCAAAUUGCACAUAUAGUAUAGUGUACAAUGUAUAGUAGCUAAGAUAUACUAGUUAACAUAAUCAUACGAGAAAAACAAUGUUCUUACAUAAGCAAUACAAAAGUACAUCUCCG
This is a messenger RNA of Arabidopsis arenosa, 920 nucleotides long. NCBI's taxonomy places the organism in Eukaryota, Viridiplantae, Streptophyta, Magnoliopsida, Brassicales, Brassicaceae. The record is from the annotation of a GenBank genome assembly.